AUGGACUGCUGUUCAAGCGAACAGCCAGCUGGAUAUUUGGCGCGACUGUCCCUGGGAGAAAAGCGACGACCAGACUUCUAUCUUGGAGGACUGAGAGAAGGCUUCCUCGUGGAUCUUCACAGGCGCACGGCGACAUUGUACAACGGUGUAGACGUUCCCUUCAGUGCCACGAACUUGGGUGACGUCACCAAAGCCGUCUUGGGCGUCACGGUUGUCAAGAACCUCGAGGAUAUGGGCAACCGCUUGCUCGACAUCCAUUCCGCCACCACGACGCAGAAUGAAUUGAUCCGCUUUGCUAAAGAACAUGUCGACAGAGAAUGGUGUCUCAGAGCAAAAGCUGCCAGGGAGACCAUGGCGGAGAGUUGGGAGGAACUGCGCAAGGGCAAUCCGAAUGUGUCGGGCACCCAUCGGGGGCUUUUCGGGCCACCGCAAUAA
This is a messenger RNA of Fonsecaea multimorphosa CBS 102226, 435 nucleotides long. RefSeq lists its product as uncharacterized. NCBI's taxonomy places the organism in Eukaryota, Fungi, Ascomycota, Eurotiomycetes, Chaetothyriales, Herpotrichiellaceae. The record is from RefSeq and is a predicted model, not a curated record. Bases 1 to 435 code for a protein of 144 amino acids. The transcript has a single exon.